Molecule: messenger RNA, 567 nt
Organism: Penicillium macrosclerotiorum
Lineage: Eukaryota; Fungi; Ascomycota; Eurotiomycetes; Eurotiales; Aspergillaceae
Exons: 3
Coding region: 1-567 (188 amino acids)
Source: RefSeq, a predicted model, not a curated record
AUGAAUCGCCGUUACAAAGCCCUCGGUGCAACCUACCAGCUGGCACGAAUCUUCGAAAUAUGCUCGCUUGUUGCCGUUAUCGGUAUUGUUGCCAAGUUCAUCUCUGUGAUGGUUUCCAAUGAUGCAAACCCGCCAGGUAUUUUGAUCGGGACAAUCUGUGUGACUGCGUUCGCUACUCUCUAUUGUAUACUUACGUCCAUUCUAUACGUCGAUGACAAACUCCCUUUUCUCUCUUUUGCCGUGGUGGACUUCCUUGUGCUUGUCGGUAUGAUUGUCGUCGCCGUUGGAAUGGGCAAGCCUCUCUCAUACCUGGACUGCUAUAAAUUAUCCAACAUUAGCGAUAAUGCUGCAGUUGAUUAUGUCUUUUCUUCAUCGAGCUACUUGAAAAGCAUUAGUACGACUAUCAAUUACGCAUCAUGGAUCGGUGCUUCUAAGGCAAUUUGCUUAGAAACAAAGGCUAUUUGGGGAUUGAGCAUUGCCUUAUGCAUUUUGUUCUUCUUUUCGACUAUUUGCAGUCUUUUCUUGUGGCGCCAGAAGAAAUCUAUGAUCGCCAUGGAGAAGGAAUAA